CUUUAGCCAUCCUCAGAUUUCCUGAGGAAUGGGGAGAAAGCAAGCGCGUGGACCGCGUGCUCUCCCCCCCAUGCCAAGUCAAGACACAGGAGAUGAAAUGCCAGUUGCCAGAACCAAAAAGAGGAAGUCAAGAAAAGAGGCCAAUGGAGUGGAAGGCCCAGAGGAGCCAGGGAUGGAAAUGAGUGGAAUGGAGACAGGCGGGGUGGACAGUCACAGGCAGUCUGAGAGCAGGGAGCCCCUGACCCCUGAACCCCAGGAUAUGCCACUGCAAAGGAAGAAGAAGAAGAAGAAGGUGCAGCCUCCAGUUUCUCCGGAUUUGGGGGCUGACCAGGAGGGGGACCCCGUGCCGCCGCCGGACUUGGUGAAUGGGGAGGGGGCCGAGCAGCACACAGAUGUGGAGGAGGUGACCCGUAAAACCAAAAAGAAAAAGAAGCCCAAGCCUGUGGAGAUGCAUUACACGAACGAGCUGAGCGUAGAGGACGAGGACAUCGUCACAGACAUGCAGCCACCCCCUCCCCAGCGGUCCCUGUUUUCUGCCCCGCCGGGAGCUAGCCAGCCUAUGGAAAAAGUGUUCGUUGAGAGAAGCAGGCGUUUCCAUGCAGCCGACCGCUUGGAGAUGGGCAAGGCUGGCAAUCAGGCGGACGACUUCAUGGAAAUGAGACACUUGUGGACGACUCGGGACGUGGCCAUGAGGGUGCACAGUGGGUUCAGGGUAGUCGGGCUGUUCUCUCACGGGUUCCUGGCGGGGUACGCCGUGUGGAACAUCAUUGUGGUGUACGUCCUGUCAGGAGAGGAGCUGUCCAAUCUGUCCAACCUACUGCAGCAGUACCACCCUCUGGCCUACCCCGCCCAGUCACUGCUCUACCUGCUGCUCGCCAUCAGCACCGUCUCUGCCUUCGACAGGGUAAAUCUUGCUAAGGCCUCCAUGGCUCUGAGGGGUUUCCUCACUCUGGACCCUGUGGCACUUGCUUCCUUCUUAUACUUCACGGCUCUGAUUCUGUCUCUCAGUCAGCAGAUGACCAGUGACCGUAUCCACCUCUACCCCACUGCCAACGAGAGCUUGUGGCCCCCUGGUUCCGAGCACCAGAUCCUGCAACCCUGGAUUGUGGUGAACCUGGUGGUUGCACUACUGGUCGGAUUGGCCUGGGUCUUUGUCUCCACACGACCUGAGUUGGACUACACAGAAGAGUUCCUAAUGGCGAUGGAGGUGGAGGAGUACCCAAGACUGGAAGAGAAGUCUGAAAUCCCUUCUUGA
Molecule: messenger RNA, 1255 nt
Organism: Megalops cyprinoides (Indo-Pacific tarpon)
Lineage: Eukaryota; Metazoa; Chordata; Actinopteri; Elopiformes; Megalopidae
Product: transmembrane protein 237A-like
Exons: 13
Coding region: 29-1255 (408 amino acids)
Biological process (GO): cilium assembly
Cellular component (GO): ciliary transition zone
Source: RefSeq, a predicted model, not a curated record